Molecule: messenger RNA, 700 nt
Organism: Zootoca vivipara (common lizard)
Lineage: Eukaryota; Metazoa; Chordata; Lepidosauria; Squamata; Lacertidae
Source: RefSeq, a predicted model, not a curated record
GAGUUCAGCGUCCUAUUCAGUGUCCUUUGUGCCUGUCUGGCAACAUCUAAAAUAUAACCAGAACAAUCUGAGGCAGUUUCAUCAACCCAAGAAGAUGUCUGCUGGGACAUGUCUGCGCAGAAGAAAAGGUGCACAUGAAAUAGAACCCAAAACUGAUCUUACUCGCUGGCGAUUCAGCUCCGUGGAAGGGCGGCAUAAAUGGUACUACGUGGCAGACAAUGAAGAAUGUGCCCGUGAACAGAACGCACUAGAGGCUUACACUUUAGGGCUGGACAUUAGUAAGUUCUUUCCAGACUUGCCCAAAGCCAAUACGGCCCAGGAAGCAGUCCAGAAAGCGAUUAAAUUCUUCUCUGGCCUGCAAGCGGAAGAUGGCCAUUGGCCUAUGGAGUGCUCUGGUGUCGUCGCUCUUGGACCAGGUUUUUUGAUGUCAUGCUAUGCUGCCAAGAUCUCACUGCCAGAAGAGUACGAGAGAGAGCUCCUGCGUUACAUCUUCUCACAACAGCUUCCAGAUGGUGGCUGGAGUUUCCAUCUUACAGAACAGUCAACAGUAUUAGGCACAACCUUCAGCUAUAUAGCUAUGCGAAUCCUUGGACUUGGGCCUGACCAUCCAAAUGUAGUGCGGGCUCGGAUAAAUCUCCACAAAAAAGGUAAGGCAGAACUCUCUGGCAGGGCUGGAUCAAUCCAUUUUGCUCGAGCGUAG